AUGCCGCAAUGCUGGGCCGUGAUUGCUCCUUUUAAGUCGGCCGUCGUAGUCAUCAAGCCAAGGCUGGGACGUGGCGGAUUGGUCACGCAACUCCGUGAGUCAGACAUCAACGGGGCCCCGCUUGCGUUCCAGGCAGCAGGAGGAGUAAGCGCCGCGUGCUUCGAGAGCGUGUCCAAAGUCAUGCACAAGACCCUGGGGAGAAACGAGCUGAGACAGCAGGUUCAGGCCGUUGAUCUGAAGGAAAGGUCGAUAAUCUUCCACGCGCCCAAGAGCCAGGCAGCGAACGUAUUCCAAGCGGUGAUUCGAGCCUUCGAUGGCGACGGAGGUGGGUGCCCUCGAAAUACGGACACCGGGGAUCAAACGGAGGAUCCUCGCAAGUCGUGGCUCCUCGCCGACGACCUUCCGGAAUCCCCGGCACCUGAGCAUAAGAAGAGACAGGCCAUUCGGAGCAUUUGCGGUCGGAACGUGUUUGUUGAUUAUACAGGCAUGACCGCCCUGCAUGUGACCUGUCCCUGGGGUUGCCCCGACAUUGUGGAGAUGAUAUUGAAGGAGGCGUCGAAACAGGGGCAGGAUUCCGUGCAAGACUUCCUCCGCAUUGUGGAUAACUCCGGCAGGACUGCCUUAAUGCACGCUGUGCGACACGAUCAUGGGAUUUACGCCCGUGAACUCGACAGUGUUUGCCUCAUUCUCGGCGCUCUGGUAGACCGGGCCAACAACACGGCGUAUCCCGAGAAGUUGGGGUUGUUUACUCAACCCGCUAGCCCCAAGUUUGACUCUUCGGCGCUAAUGUACGCUGCAUACGGAGGGCCGAAAAGGCUUGAGGUUCUCCAGGACUACAUAUGCUCCCUCGUCCAGAAUGUACAACACGAUCCGGCCACUAACCCAUGCCACGCCGGCUUGCAUCUCGAGUUUGCGCUUGGAAUCGAGCACGAGAGCCCCGAAAAAAACUUGAUCGAUAUGGAAUCUUGCUGGCGUCCGCAGCGAGUGGUGGCCAUUCCUGCGUGCUGGAAGACAUUGUUGAUGCAAUCAAGCUGCGUUCGUUGUGCAGUCCGUGUUGACCAUCGGGCCAGCCUGGAACGUGCUAAAGAACGCUAG
Messenger RNA from Ectocarpus siliculosus, 1095 nucleotides. Lineage: Eukaryota; Phaeophyceae; Ectocarpales; Ectocarpaceae. The record is from the annotation of a GenBank genome assembly.